AUGGGGUAUCCUAGAUCGCAUGUGUAUCUCUUCUUUUGGAUCUUUGGUCUAAUAAAUAAUGUGCUAUAUGUUGUGAUUCUAUCUGCUGCUGCGGAUAUAGUGGGACCGAAACUACCAAAAUCACUGGUUCUGUUGGCUGAUAUUCUGCCAGCAUUUAUAGUCAAGUUAAUCGCACCUUUCUUCAUGCACCGAUUAAGUUACUCGCGCAGAAUUGUGUCACUAAUAGUCCUGAGCUGCGUGGGAAUGUUUUUGGUAUCCUAUGGUAAACUAUCGGUCUGUCUAGUUGGUAUAGUGCUGGCCUCUAUAUCUUCAGGUUUUGGAGAAGUAACAUUCCUGCAAUUAACACAUUAUUACAAAGAGGUUGCUUUAAAUGGUUGGUCAUCUGGUACCGGAGGUGCUGGAUUGUUUGGAAGCGGAAUCUAUAUGCUCUUCACAUCUAUACUGAAUAUUCCGGUCUCCAUUUCCUUGCUGUGCUUCAGUGUACUACCAUUAGGUUUCCUUCUCUACUAUAAGCUCGAUCAAAGUUCGCAAGAAAUGGAUCCUUCCAGUGCUGCACCAUUCUUAGGAGAUACGCAGGAAGAAAUUGACGCUCUCGUACUUGCACCGCCAAGUAGCACAUCAGCAGUUGUUAAAGAAGAUCUCUUGGUCGACAUGAAAGGCAAUUUCUUUGAGACUUGCUCCAGGUUGAAAGAGCUCAUUGUUCCCUAUAUGCUGCCAUUGACCACCGUGUAUCUUUUUGAGUAUCUGAUCAAUCAAGCAGUAGCUCCAACACUAUUAUUUCCUCUGGAUCAGAAACGCAUGCCUUUCUUCUUCCACAGAUAUAGAGACAUCUACGUCACGUAUGGGACGUUAUACCAGCUUGGCGUGUUUGUAUCUCGAUCUACAGCACAUUUGAUAAGAAUGAAGAAGCUGUACUUGUUGUCAUCCCUCCAAGGCCUUAACUUUAUCCUCGUAUGCUUGCAGUCAUUACUCUACAUCGUUUCGUCCCCUUGGCCCAUUAUGCUGCUGGUAUUUUAUGAGGGUUUUCUAGGGGGAGCUGCUUAUGUCAAUACCUUUCUAAAUGUCUUGGCUGAUGAAGCACCGGAGAAGAGAGAAUUCACCCUUGGCACUGUCUCAAUAGCAGAUUCAUUCGGAGUUCUUAUAGCCGCCCUUAUAGGACUGAAACUUGAACCAACUUUGUGUAGUCACCAAGUUGCCGAUGGGAGACCAUGGUGUACAAUGGAAUGA
Torulaspora delbrueckii is the source of this 1227-nucleotide messenger RNA. RefSeq names its product amino acid transporter YHC3 (gene YHC3). The transcript has a single exon. The record is from RefSeq and is a predicted model, not a curated record. Lineage: Eukaryota; Fungi; Ascomycota; Saccharomycetes; Saccharomycetales; Saccharomycetaceae. The coding region runs from base 1 to 1227 and encodes 408 amino acids. Gene Ontology annotation, cellular component: vacuole; membrane. Gene Ontology annotation, biological process: regulation of intracellular pH.